AUGUCAUCGAAAUGCAUCGGUAAUAGAGAUCAACCGCAGCCAUCACCACAUCACAUCACGUCACAUAACAUCAUACCAAUUGCUGGUCACUCGAUAAAACUGUUGAGGAAUAAAGUUAUCUACUCCACAAAUUUCGGAACGCUAAUUCAGCUAGGUAAGGAUGAUAUCCUGUGUUCGAAUCAUUCUCAAGAGAAGAGGGUGAUAAUUAAUGAUCGAAGUGAAAAAAGGAGUUUGCCAGAUACAUUGUCCAUCAUAGUUGCUAUAAAGGAUUCCAUGACAUCGAACGCUAACACUAUUGAUAUCAACUUGCUAGUAAAUAUAGAGAGAGCAGUUGAAAGAUAUCUAAGUUUAUUAGUUAUCCUGAUAUUAAAUUUUGAUAACUCCGGUAUUAAAAGAGAAACCUAA
This is a messenger RNA of Loa loa (African eye worm), 405 nucleotides long. RefSeq lists its product as hypothetical. The record is from RefSeq and is a predicted model, not a curated record. Bases 1 to 405 code for a protein of 134 amino acids. The transcript is spliced from 2 exons. Lineage: Eukaryota; Metazoa; Nematoda; Chromadorea; Rhabditida; Onchocercidae.